Morone saxatilis (striped sea-bass) is the source of this 781-nucleotide messenger RNA. RefSeq names its product EMG1 N1-specific pseudouridine methyltransferase (gene emg1). Gene Ontology annotation, molecular function: rRNA (pseudouridine) methyltransferase activity; rRNA binding. Gene Ontology annotation, cellular component: nucleolus; small-subunit processome. The record is from RefSeq and is a predicted model, not a curated record. Gene Ontology annotation, biological process: rRNA base methylation. NCBI's taxonomy places the organism in Eukaryota, Metazoa, Chordata, Actinopteri, Moronidae.
UGUCUGCUCAUGUUGAUGGACAGUCCACUGAACAGGGCAGGCCUGUUGCAGGUUUACAUCCACACAGAGAAAAACGCAUUAAUAGAGAUCAACCCACAGACCCGCAUCCCAAGAACAUUCAGUCGCUUCUGUGGCCUUAUGGUUCAGCUGCUGCACAAGCUGAGCGUCCGGGCUGCCGAUGGUCCUCAGAAGCUUCUGAGGAUGAUUAAAAACCCAGUGUCUGACCACCUGCCUCCUGGCUGCCCCCGCAUGGCCACCUCGUUCUCUUCCGGAGAGGCUGUCUGCCCCCGGACUUUGGUGCCAGAGGGACCGGCUGCAGUGGUGAUUGGAGCAUUUGCACACGGAGCGGUAAACGUGGACUACACAGAGAAGACCGUGUCCAUCAGUAACUACCCCCUCUCUGCUGCACUGACCUGUGCCAAGAUGUGCUCUGCCUUCGAGGAGGUGUGGGGUGUCCUGUGACAAACACUCAGUGAACUACUGAUGUUGACCAGGCAGAGACAGUAGAGUACAUGGACAAUUUUUUAAUGGACUAGGAAUGGAUAUUUAACGGAAACGUUGGGCCGAAUGUCCAUUUCACCAGUGAUGCAACGUGGACUACAGACAUGUAUCCUGUUAUACACUGUAUGUGUAUACUUGUGUGAUUUGGAAUAUACAUAUGUUUCUAUACCCAGUUUCCCUUUUUCAUGUAUAAGACUGUUUUUUGUACCAUUAUCAGUUGCACCAAUUAUCAAGUUUUGGAUUAUCACACAAUACAGUUACAUUAAAACAUAUGACCAAA